Messenger RNA from Syngnathoides biaculeatus (alligator pipefish), 3382 nucleotides. RefSeq names its product ras-related protein Rab-8A-like. The transcript is spliced from 8 exons. Gene Ontology annotation, biological process: protein localization to plasma membrane; regulation of exocytosis; Golgi vesicle fusion to target membrane. Gene Ontology annotation, cellular component: dendritic spine; trans-Golgi network transport vesicle; endosome. Gene Ontology annotation, molecular function: GTPase activity; GTP binding. The coding region runs from base 55 to 675 and encodes 206 amino acids. Lineage: Eukaryota; Metazoa; Chordata; Actinopteri; Syngnathiformes; Syngnathidae. The record is from RefSeq and is a predicted model, not a curated record.
GAUGUAUCCGCCGCUUCGCCGGGCGCGCCACUUCCGCAGUGGGUAUCAACAACUAUGGCGAAGACGUACGACUAUUUGUUUAAACUACUAUUGAUCGGUGACUCCGGGGUCGGAAAGACGUGCGUCCUGUUCAGGUUCUCCGAGGACGCCUUCAAUUCUACCUUCAUAUCGACCAUAGGCAUAGACUUUAAGAUAAGGACAAUAGAGCUCGACGACAAGAAGAUCAAGUUGCAGAUAUGGGAUACAGCUGGCCAGGAGCGCUUCCGAACAAUCACGACGGCCUACUACAGAGGAGCAAUGGGAAUCAUGCUGGUCUACGACAUCACCAACGAGAAGUCUUUUGAAAACAUCAAAAACUGGAUACGCAACAUAGAGGAGCAUGCAUCGUCUGACGUCGAAAAGAUGGUUCUCGGCAAUAAAUGUGACAUCAAUGACAAGCGGCAGGUGUCCAGGGACAGGGGGGAGAAGCUUGCUUUGGAGUAUGGCAUCAAGUUCAUGGAGACGAGCGCGAAGGCCAACAUCAAUGUGGAGACUGCUUUUUUGACACUUGCCAGGGACAUCAAAUCCAAAAUGGACACCAAAACGGAGGGGAACGUGCCGCAGGGGAGCAGCCAAGGAGUGAAAAUUCUGGAGCCAAGGAAAAAGAGCAGCUUCUUCCACUGCAGCAUCCUCUGAGGACCACCGUGGCCUUUUUUUACCGAAGAACCCCCUCGAGCCCAAAUAAGACUGUUCCUUGCUUGAGAGCACUUGUUUUCGUUUCCUCUCCUCCUUCCCAGUCUGCACAAAAGCAUCAUCGUCUCUUCUGAGAACUUCCGGCCGGACAAUCUCCUCCGUUUACAAGAAAUCUCCUAUGACCGAGGGGUCACUCGGAGGAGGACAACAGCGAGGAGAUGUCGCACAAAUAACAGGCUUGUACUGCUGUUUUUUUCCCCGGUUUUUCUUCUUCAUCAUACUUCACCUGGGCGCCUGAGAAGGAGGGUUACUUCUUUGAGCACUUUUUUUUUUUUUUAUAAGGGGUUGGGGGGGGGUGGGGGGGGCGCACCUAUCUGCCAGAAACUGAGAAGCUUGAAACUCAGUCAAACUGGAUCGUUUGGCAAAACCAGGUUUUCAUUCACUAGUCUGACAAUUUGGCACAAAGUGGCCGUGUUUGGGUCAUUCUGGUGAAAAUUGAAUGUCGGUACCAAUGACCUCAAAACCAGUUCGACUUGCCUACCUACCAAAUUCCGUGUUGGUGUCAUGAAUGCAUCCAGAAAAAAGUUUUGAGAACCUAAUAUUUUCGGGUCCCGUUAGCUAUUUAGUGAUCCAUCAGAAAGCAAAAAUGUUUUCGGGAUUGUCCCAACCAAAUUUGAACCACACGUACUGUAGACGGAUGGGCGGGAUUAAUUCCUGAAAAGAAUUAAAUUUUCACCAUAAUUUAAUUUCAAUCUAGAGCUUUUUAUUAUUUAUUUGGUAUUGUUUUCCCGUUUAUUUGACAAUCUUCUGGACCGGCUGGUCUAAGAUUGGCUCUUUCACACGGUGAUAACCCGCAUCAGAGCCUGAACGGACUUUUUCCGAACCUGUGCAGUGGGUGGUGUGACUGUCGUUAGUCGCUACCUCCGAAGUUUGAAAACGGCUCUGUCGAAAAUAGCAACUUGUACAGGCCGUGUGAAAGGGGCCGUUUAGCUUUAUCAACAUAAAUUCUUGCCUUUGGGGGAAUAUUAGCCAACUUCUAAAAAUGUACGAACAACGAUUCUGAUUUGAUAGUGUCAAGCAUAAAAUGGCGUUUCUGGCAAUUUGAACAACGACAAAAAAAAACCCUCCCAUCUUGUCUUUUUUCAGCUUUCCUCGCACUUUACCUGAAACUCCAUUAGUCAUUUCCGUGGCGUCAUAUUAGCAUAUUUGGUCGAAUACUUCUUCAAACUGACGUGUGAGAAACCCAGUGCAGUAUUUGGCUGACAAUCUCAUUUUGAUUUCCGCCUCAUCUAUUUAUACAAAGCUCUCUUUUCUAUGGUGUUAUUUUUAAUAAAUUACAAAAAAAUGAUGAAUAAAUAAGUAUCCGAAGACAUAUUUAGUGUACUAUUUGGGCAAAAAUCCCAAUCACUCAUAGCCAGUAUUUUAAAGACGUACUUAUUAGGUGUUUAAAUGCAGUCGAAGACGGUAGCUCUGCAUAUCUAGUUUUUAUUUUGUGCUUCCAUUAACGUUAGAGCUGCUUUUGGAAGCCUUUUACAUGUACCUAUAUUAACAGUCUUGUUUUUUUUGUGCUCCAUUCCUUUUAUUUUCUCAACAUAUCAACAGACUUUGAACACGCACACGUCUCCUCCCUGCAUUCCGCGGUUAUGUGUUGUGAUUCUUUGCGUGUGUAAGUGAGACAAAGUGAGUGCUCUUUAAUAAUGAUCGCUUUGUUCAGCAUUGAGCCAAAAAAAAAAUAAUGGGACACUUUAUAAAUAAAAAAAAGAUAAAUAGAUGACUAAAUAAUUCUACAUCAAUGCAAAACACAGCAGGAAGUUCUUAGUGAUGCCUUAGUAUCACUUGUAUUAGUAUAACAUUUUUUGAAAUCUUAGUCUCUACACAAUAUUAUUAAGGCUAGGUUGACUAGAAAAUAAUUACAUGACCAAAAAAAUGCAGAAAUUAAAGCUGUACUUUUUUUUUUUUUUUUUUACUAAACAAGAUAAAGGGGCACAACUUGAUAGUUAAGAACUGACAAUAUUUUCCUUCCAAAAUACCAAAAAAAUAAAAAUAAAUGACUACAUUUGAGGGGAAAUUGACAUUAUUCUCAAUCCUACUUUUUUAUUCUGAUACAAUAUAACUUUAGUUUCAUAAAAUGGAGCCUUCAUUUGUUCAAAGAUCAGGCUUUAGUUUAACAGGAUUACAUUUUAUCCCAAAAGAAAUUAAAUCUGGGAAAAAAAAAUCCAGAAACCGACAUUACUCUCAUAAAAGUGCAGUUGCAAACCCCGUAAUCUCUUUCAGGAAUGAAAAUCUGAAUUUAUCUAAAUGAUCUAAAACUUUUUUCAACCCUGAAAUAAAUUUAGACUUAUUAUAUUAAAAUAAUCUUUUUUUCCCCCUUUCCAGUGUAGCCCGAAUACUCGUUGGGUAAUGUCUCCGCUCAUACUGGUGUUUUAUUGAGACAUGCAAUAUUAUCGUGUGCUAUGAACCACACAUCCUGCGUGAACAGGUUAAAGAUGGCAAUUUUUUUUUAAUCUGACUGUAUUUUUACCGAGAUUUUCACAUACAUUUCAUACAUGAAGUACAUAACAGUGAAUAUUUUAUUGAGAUCUCCAUAUUGUACUGUACUUUUUACUUCCAGUGUGAAGAUGUGUAUCUGCAGUUUGUAAAGGUGUCUACUUUUUUUUUUGGGAUGAAUAAAAAAAACUAAACAACAAGGAAAGUAAUCAUAAUGCUUUAU